UCCCCCGUUAGGAAAGGGGAUCUCUAUGAUUUACUUGCUGGCUCACAUCGCCAUCUCGCCCAUGUUUCCAACCGUGAAGAGCAUUCUCGAAAGGGACGUCGUGUGCUUGCCGGGGCGUACUCUCAAGCCAGCUUAGAGAACUGGGAAUACAUUGUCGCCGAUCGCACCGCCGCCCUCCUCAAACAAUAUGAUCGCCUCUGCAAGGCUCCUGAGUAUAUCCCAACAGUCCACGGAGGCUCUCGGUGGGACAUUUCCGGUGAAAAGUUCGGGAAAUUUAUCAACCACCGAUAUUGGAUGAUCCUGUUCGCACAGGAUGCAAUCUUGCAGAUAGGUUUGCCAGCGGAUUUGAAGUUUCUAGAAUCCGGAAGCGACGUCGUGACAACCCAGAGCAUGGAUGGCAAGUCGCAUACCUUUAGCUAUCGCGAUGUACUGUGGCGAUCCCAUCUCAUCCAAAAUGCUCUAGUCUGGUCGCCUGGGCGGUUCAAAUGGCUAUCAAUACUUACUGCAUGGCACUCAUACUGGAAUGAUGGAAAGCUCCAUAACACUCUGUGUGUUGCCCUGGUCCACCGUCGCCUUACGCGCUACAAGGCUGGGGACAGGCUGGAUGAUUUCUUCACAUACAUCUUAGAAGACAAAUAUGGGAAUCCCAACAUGUACCCACUGGGUGAGAUGAUUGCGGAAUGCAGCAUUAUGCUUAACGCGGGGAGUGAUACCACUGGGAUAGCCUUAACAAAUGUUCUUUAUUGGCUAUUGAAAAAUCCGAUCUGUCUUGACAGAUUAAGAGAUGAAGUGGAUGGAACAUUCGACGAAGGAAUGGUCGUUGCAUCAUAUGAUAAAGUGAAGAAUCUGCCAUACCUGCGAGCAUACUUAGAUGAAAGUAUGCGACUGACGCCUCCAAACACUAUGAGUGUCAACCGCCUGACACCAUCUGAGGGCAUCAUGCAUCGUGAUCCUGAGGUUUUUGCUGAUCCGGAGUCAUUCAACCCUGAUCGGUGGCUUGGAGAGAAGGGUAAAGAUCUACAGCCACACUUUAUUACUUUCAGUGUCGGCGCCAGAGGAUGUAUUGGGCGCAAUAUCACUUAUUUGGAGCAAACAGUCGCCCUGGCAAGUAUGGUGCAUCGAUAUGAAAUUGCAUUGCCACAUGAUAACUGGGUUUUGGGGCAACAGGAAGCAUUCACCUGCUCUCCAGGCGACAUGCCGAUACAAAUCAAGAGACGUUACUUUCAAUAA
Molecule: messenger RNA, 1230 nt
Organism: Penicillium malachiteum
Lineage: Eukaryota; Fungi; Ascomycota; Eurotiomycetes; Eurotiales; Aspergillaceae
Product: benzoate 4-monooxygenase cytochrome p450
Exons: 2
Molecular function (GO): iron ion binding; monooxygenase activity; heme binding
Source: RefSeq, a predicted model, not a curated record